Molecule: messenger RNA, 627 nt
Organism: Arachis duranensis
Lineage: Eukaryota; Viridiplantae; Streptophyta; Magnoliopsida; Fabales; Fabaceae
Product: protein MAIN-LIKE 2-like
Exons: 2
Coding region: 1-627 (208 amino acids)
Biological process (GO): meristem maintenance; meristem development
Source: RefSeq, a predicted model, not a curated record
AUGUCAAAAGGCAUUGGUGAAUGUGCCGUCACUCUUGAAGACGUUGCUCUAAUACUUGGUCUUCCAACGGACGGACUUCCAGUUACAGGGAUGACAUUGAGUAGUUUCGAAGCGUUGGAGGCUGAGUGUUUGCAUCAAUUCGGAGUUGCACCGCGUAAGUCGGAGUGUAGAGGCAGUUGCAUUAAAUUGAGUUGGCUUCGGGACCUUAAAGAAAAUUUACCCUUGACUGAUGAAGUUGGUAUACAGAGGUAUGUCAAAUGCCACAUUAUGUUGCUUAUCGGGACGAUCUUGUUUGGGGAUAAAUCAGGUGCAGCAGGUGUGCACUGGAAGUUUCUUCCAUUGCUACGUGAAUUUGGUAGUAUUAUACAAUACAGUUGGGGAUCUGCAUGCCUAGCACACCUCUAUAGGGCAUUAUGCCGGGCAUCUCGAGUUGACUGUAAAGGCAUAGAUGGCCCACUAACACUUCUUCUCGGUUGGGCUUGGAUGCGGCUCCCAUAUCUAUCGCCGGUUCCUAGGGAGCCCCGCAGUUUCCCGCUAGCAAACAGGUGGCGGAACUGGGAGCGGGGUGACCGACGAUAUAGAUAUAUGAAGCUAGCUGACUUUAGGAAGGCCUUUGAUGAACUUUAG